Naegleria lovaniensis is the source of this 1308-nucleotide messenger RNA. RefSeq lists its product as uncharacterized. Gene Ontology annotation, biological process: glycolytic process; response to glucose; fructose 6-phosphate metabolic process. Bases 1 to 1308 code for a protein of 435 amino acids. The transcript is spliced from 2 exons. The record is from RefSeq and is a predicted model, not a curated record. Gene Ontology annotation, molecular function: diphosphate-fructose-6-phosphate 1-phosphotransferase activity; 6-phosphofructokinase activity. Gene Ontology annotation, cellular component: cytosol. Lineage: Eukaryota; Heterolobosea; Eutetramitea; Acrasida; Naegleriidae.
AUGUUGAGUCAAGCCACAAGUAUUGUAACUCCAAAGAAUGUACCAACCUUGGGUAUCCUUGUUGGUGGAGGACCUGCUCCAGGUAUUAACGGUGUCAUUGGUUCUGUUACCAUUGAAGCCAUUAACAAUGGUUAUCGUGUGUUAGGUUUCUUGGAAGGUUUUCAAAAUCUCAUCUUGCAAGAUGAUUCUAAAAUUGUUGAAUUGACCAUUGAUGCUGUUUCAAGAAUUCACUUCGAAGGUGGAAGUAUUUUAAAAACCUCUCGUGCCAAUCCAACCAAGAAACAAGAAGAUUUACAAAAAGUGGUCAAACAAUUACAAAAGUUUAAUGUUUCCUUAUUGGUAACUAUUGGAGGAGAUGAUACUGCAUUCUCAAGUAUGAGUGUAGCAAAGGCUGCAAAUAAUGAAAUUCAUGUUUGCCAUGUUCCUAAAACCAUCGAUAACGAUCUUCCACUUCCAUAUGGAAUUCCUACUUUUGGUUAUGAAACGGCACGUGAAUUUGGCGCCAAUGUGGUACGAAAUUUGAUGAGUGAUGCUCAAACUGCAAGUCGUUACUUUAUUGUCAUUGCUAUGGGUCGUCAAGCUGGACAUUUAGCACUUGGUAUUGGAAAAUCAGCUGGUUCUCAUUUGACCUUAAUUCCAGAAGAAUUUUUACCAUCCUCCUCUCAACAACAGCAACCUCAAGUAACCUUUAGUAGAAUUUGCGACAUGAUUGAAUCCAGUAUUAUUAAGAGAUUGUAUUGUGGAAAGAAGGAUCAUGGUGUGAUUGUAUUGGCAGAAGGUCUCUUGGAAUAUAUGAGUACUGAUGAAUUGAAACAAGCCUUUGGUAGUUCAUUGAAAUACGAUGCUCAUGAUCAUAUCAUGUUGGCUGAAUUGGACUUUGGAAGAUUGGUUCGAGAUGAAAUGAGAGAACGUAUGAGUCGUCGAGGACUUAAAAUUGCAUUCACUGAAAAGAAUUUGGGUUAUGAAUUGAGAUGUGCUCCACCCAAUGCCUUUGAUCGUGAAUAUACUCGUGAUUUGGGUAAUGGUGCAGUGAGAUACUUGAUGAAUGGUGGAAAUGGAGCCUUAAUUACGGUUCAAGGAGUGAAAAUGGUUCCUUUGAGUUUUGAUGAAUUGAAAGAUCCUCAAACAGGAAAGACUCGAACUCGUCAAGUCGAUGUUUCCAGUGAAGGUUUUCAAGUGGCGAAACGAUACAUGAUUCGAUUGGAAAAGAAGGACUUUGAGAAUGAAGAGACUUUGAAGGGUUUAGCUGCAACUGCUAAAUGUAGUGUUGAAGAAUUUGUCAAACAAUUCAAAUAUUUGGUUCAAUAG